Molecule: messenger RNA, 1977 nt
Organism: Cladophialophora immunda
Lineage: Eukaryota; Fungi; Ascomycota; Eurotiomycetes; Chaetothyriales; Herpotrichiellaceae
Exons: 7
Coding region: 353-1132 (259 amino acids)
Molecular function (GO): methyltransferase activity
Source: RefSeq, a predicted model, not a curated record
GUGAGUUCGAUCGACCCCUUGCGAUUCGACUGGGAAAUGACAAGUUCUUUCUAGGACUUGUUGGGAGACGUUGAUUCUGCGUAUGGCGGAGACGAAAUGUACGUCGGUGGAACCCAAUAUUGGUGCCAGCUCGGUUCUCUCGCUGACCACCAGCGGGGAAAAGAGCGAGUUACACGAGUUCCCUGAGCUAUAGCGCCACGGACUACAAAUGGGAACAUGGUCGGCGGUAUCACAGUUUCAGGGAAGGGAGUAAGGCACCACCGAUGUUGCGAAGCUCAGCCAGCGAGCGCUAAAGCCUCACGCAGCUUAUAACUUCCCCAAUGACGAGCAAGAACAGAAGCGCUACGACAUCAUGCACGAGGUGUUUCUCACGGCGAUGGACGGCCAACAUUUUUUGGCCCCGCUGAAUCAAGACUUGGGUCGCAUCUUGGACGUCGGCACGGGCACAGGAAUCUGGGCGAUUCAAAUCGGCGAUAUGUUCCCAUCUGCCAUAGUGAUUGGCAACGACCUAAGUCCCAUCCAGCCACAGUGGGUACCGCCGAAUGUAAGGUUUGAGGUCGACGAUGUCGAAAGCGAGUGGCAAUAUUCACAACCGUUCGACUUUGUCCACUGUCGCUAUAUGGCAGGGUCCAUCGCAGACUGGCCUCGUCUAAUGUCCCAGUGCUACAAUCAUCUAAAACCAGGCGGAUGGGUCGAGUUUCAAGACUUCGAUCUGCGCAAUUACUCGCAGGACGAUUCCAUCCCGCCCGACAACAAGGUGCUGGAAUGGUACAACACGCUCUUGGAAGGCUGUGAGAGAAUCGGCCGGACUGCUUCUCCGGGCCAGCACCUGAAAUCCUGGAUCCAAGACGCCGGAUUCGUGAACGUCCAUCAGAAAAUUUUUAAACUGCCUCUGGGGGCUUGGCCGAAAGAUGAGAGGAUGAAACGCGUUGGUGCCCUAAAUCUUUUCCAGCUUCUCGAAGGCCUCGAAGGUCUCACACUAGCGCUUUUUACGAGAGCUCUAGGAUGGUCCCCCGAGGCCAUUCACGCGUACCUAGUAGGAGUCAGGCAAGACGCGAUGAAGAAAAGAGUGCAUAUGAUCCACGACUUUCAUGUCGUCUAUGCACAAAAGCCUAAACACAGCUCGACAUGAUUCUAGUGAUUGGAGACGGUGUUUCCCUUCAGCCGGCGGCCGGACUUGACGAGGGAGUAUACACAACGGAAAAGCGAAUAAGGUUAACUCAAAAAGGAGGACUACGUGUCAACUUUCAAUGUCCCACCCCAUUCAUUUACCAUGGAAAUUUCACCGUUUCAGGAUUGGCAGCGCCGCAGUGGUUCGCGAAACCUGAGGCGUCGAAGAUAGCAGGCAGGUGGUGUCCUACGGCUUCGAACCUCUCGGACAAAUUUCAAGUCCUUCCGUGCAUUGUUAUAGGCUUCGGUCGAGUUGAUCAGUGAUCCUCGACUACUACGAGAUACUGCCAACCACUUCGAGUCAGGACAUGAGAUGGCCAAGCGACCAUAGAUUGAGCGAGAUGGAGUUUUCGAUCGAGGGAUCUGCUGGCUGCCACGGUGUCGGAGAUGACGGGACCUUCCGGGCGGAGGGGAGGCGGAAAGCUCACUAUAAAUUUUGUAAAACCAGCACCUGCUCCAUUCUGGCAUCGGAAACCGGCCACCUACGCACGCACCCGGAUGUCUGAAUACUAUGUACUAUAGUACUCCGCACGAUUCAACCGCGCAUCUGGCAGGUCGCGCCGCCAGGCCCCAAAGUUAAAACGAAGCUUAGCCAGCAGUGUAUGGGUGAGCAUCUGCUAGGAUUCCUGGCGGGCCCGUCUGCAAUAGAUAUCUGUCUAGCUGGGAGGUAAGUACUAGCAUACCUGAUCGCAAGAGGCCAGAUUAGACACCCUAUCAUGAUUGCUCGGAGAGUACUCAGCCAAGGCUCAAAGGGGACCUCUAAGCCUCACCAAUUAGCCCGAAUUGGCUUCUGCGAAUGGGCAUCAG